AUGUUGCGGAUGGGGGAAUCUGCGACCAAUCCAAAGAGUUGGAUCGGAAAUGAUGUCUACCUUCGGAGAUUACCUCAAUCUCCUUUCGUAGCUCCCGGAGCGACUGGGAACAAACAUGGUCUCCUUAUCCCUCAUACGGCCACGGACCAGGAGCUGGCACAUUUGCAUAAUAGCCUUCCAGACAACGUAAGGUGUGUUCGGAUUGAGGAGCGUCUUUCAGCUCUUGGAAACACCGUGGUGUGCAACGACUACGUUGCGCUCAUUCAUCCGGAUCUGGACAAGGAAACCGAAGAACUCAUUAGUGAUGUACUGAACGUUGAGGUCUUCCGAAGUGUUGUGGCCGGGGAAGCACUCGUUGGCACCUACACCUGCUUGACCAAUCAUGGUGGUCUCGUACACCCACAAACCAGCGUAGAAGAGCUUGAUCAACUGAGUAGCCUGCUGCAACUUCCUCUUGCUGCAGGGUCCGUUAAUCGCGGCAGUGCACUCAUUGGAAGUGGUUUAGUUGCUAAUGAUUGGAUAGCAUUUUGCGGUCUAGAAACGACAAACCAGAACAGAUUCCCGGUGCCUAAAGUGCAAAUGGAUGGCUGCAUUCUCGAUGCAGUAGUAUUUGCGGAGUGGUCGUCCAACAUUGCAUUGACCAGUAAGAAGGAGGUUGGUUGUGACACCACCAAAGCAACCUGUGGUCGUGCAUCAGCCGAGAUGGGAUGUCCCUUGGUGCACGUUAUCUUUCCAGCUCCUCUCUCCCUCUCUGUGAGUGGCCGUAAUCGAAGGCACUGUUAG
This is a messenger RNA of Echinococcus granulosus, 783 nucleotides long. Its product is annotated as Eukaryotic translation initiation factor. NCBI's taxonomy places the organism in Eukaryota, Metazoa, Platyhelminthes, Cestoda, Cyclophyllidea, Taeniidae. Gene Ontology annotation, molecular function: ribosomal large subunit binding. The record is from RefSeq and is a predicted model, not a curated record. Gene Ontology annotation, cellular component: nucleolus; preribosome, large subunit precursor; cytosol. Gene Ontology annotation, biological process: ribosomal subunit export from nucleus; cytosolic ribosome assembly; assembly of large subunit precursor of preribosome. The transcript has 4 exons. Bases 1 to 783 code for a protein of 260 amino acids.